AUGGAGGCCCUGAGCGGUGGCGUGGGCGGCGGCGGGGCUUACCCAGUGGGCGCGUCCCAUUCCGCGCCGCGACGCACGCUGCUGAUGCGGCUGCCGCCUGGCGCAGAGGCUUACAAAGCUGCUGUGCCCGCCCUGUUGGAGGACCCGUCCGGCCGCGCCUGCCUGCUGGUCCUGCCGUCAGACCGCCCCUCUACGCGCGCCGAGGCCGCCGCCGUCGAGGCGCUGCUGUGCGAGGUGCUGCGGGACCCCCAGGCCGCCGCGCGGCGCGCGUGCGAGUGGCGCGCGGGCGCGCUGUCGGGCGCGUGCUCGGGGUCGCUUGCGGCGCUGCUGGCGGCAAUGAAAGGCGACGGCGGCAGCGGCGGCGGGCAGGGCGGGAUGGGGCGCUGGCGAUUCAAGGAGGUUGGCAGGAUGAGCCUGACAGGGCAGAUAUUGGGCCACGGCAUUGAGGAGGCGUUCCGCAACCUCCUCGUCGCGGAUGCCGCCGGAGAAGCCGCCGAGAAGCUGCUGUGCCUGGUGGACGCGAAGGGCGCCGUCGCCACUGCUGGGGCUGCGGCGGCUGUCGCCGCGGACGCCGCCGCGGCGGCCGCGGACGGCGCGCUUGCAGGCGAGCAGGCGCCGCGCGCGGUCGGCGACGCGGCGUCCGCGUCCGCGGCGGCGCUGCGGGCGGCUUGCGCCACCCCCAAGCCGCCGGAGCCGCCGGGCGGCGGCGCCGCCUCGCGGCUGUCGCAGCAGGCGCACAGCGGGAGGGGGCCGGCGGCUGGGGCGGCGGCAGCGGCGGCGGCGGCGGCGGCGGCGGCGGCGGCGGCGUAG
Molecule: messenger RNA, 810 nt
Organism: Monoraphidium neglectum
Lineage: Eukaryota; Viridiplantae; Chlorophyta; Chlorophyceae; Sphaeropleales; Selenastraceae
Exons: 4
Coding region: 1-810 (269 amino acids)
Source: RefSeq, a predicted model, not a curated record